This is a messenger RNA of Talaromyces rugulosus, 1563 nucleotides long. RefSeq lists its product as uncharacterized. The transcript has 4 exons. Gene Ontology annotation, cellular component: cytoplasm. Gene Ontology annotation, molecular function: cystathionine beta-synthase activity; cysteine synthase activity. The record is from RefSeq and is a predicted model, not a curated record. The coding region runs from base 1 to 1563 and encodes 520 amino acids. NCBI's taxonomy places the organism in Eukaryota, Fungi, Ascomycota, Eurotiomycetes, Eurotiales, Trichocomaceae.
AUGAGCCCCAACUCAACCGCCCGCGCCCCCCCACAGGCGCUGGACAGCAUCACGCAGCAGAUUGGAAAUACACCGCUCGUUCGAUUGACCCGUCUCCCCCAGAGUCUCGGAAUCGAUGCUACCGUAUACGCCAAACUGGAAUACUUUAAUGCCGGCGGCAGUGUCAAGGACCGCAUUGCGCUCCGGAUGAUUGAGGAGGCCGAGAGGACAGGCAGAAUCAAGCCUGGUGACACAUUGAUUGAGCCCACUAGCGGCAAUACUGGCAUUGGAUUGGCGCUGGUCGCGGCUGUCAAAGGUUACAAGACAAUCAUCACUCUUCCGGAGAAGAUGUCCGCCGAAAAGGUGUCUGUACUCCGUGCUUUGAACGCCACUAUUAUCCGGACUCCCACGGAGGCUGCGUAUGACUCGCCUGAAUCGCAUAUCGGAGUCGCCAAACGCCUUGAGAAAGAACUUCCCAACGCACACAUCUUGGAUCAGUACAGCAAUGACAACAAUCCUCUCGCCCACGAAUUUGGAACUGCCGAGGAAAUCUGGGAACAAACCGGCGGCGCGGUGACAGCGGUCGUGGCCGGUGCUGGUACUGGUGGUACAAUCACCGGUAUUUCCAGGGGUCUGAAAAAGCACAAUGGGAACGUCAAGAUAAUUGGCGCUGAUCCACAGGGCUCCAUUCUGGCUCUUCCUUCAUCUUUGAAUACAGAGCAUGAAAACGAGCCAUACAAAGUCGAGGGCAUCGGAUAUGAUUUUAUCCCUCAAGUUCUCGACCAGCACUCGGUCGACAAGUGGUACAAGACGGAAGACAAGGAAUCAUUCCAAUAUUCUCGUCGGCUCAUUGCCGAUGAGGGUCUUCUAGUCGGAGGUAGCAGUGGAAGCGCAAUUGCUGGCCUGGUCAAGGCAUACAAGGACGAGACUUUGACUAAGGACGAUGUCGUGGUGGUUGUUCUCCCGGAUAGCAUCCGAAGCUAUCUCACCAAGUUUGCGGACGACGAUUGGCUUGCUGCGAACGACCUGCUUGCCUCCACGACGCCUGAGCUCAAAACUACACCAUCGGCACCUCCAGCUCCAGACUCCAGGAACCUCUUCUCGACUGGUAAAGUCGGAUCACUACGACUCAAACCCGUCACGACCGUGCGUGCGAACGAGUCCUGCCAAGCGGCAAUUGAACUCAUGCGCGAGAAAGGUUUUGACCAGCUUCCGGUUCUCAGCACUGAUGGCAAAAAGCUGGCCGGCCUGAUUACUCUCGGAAAUGUCCUCAGCUGGAUCUCGCGUGGCCGGGCCGCUGGGAAAAACCCUGUUUCGGACGUCAUGUUUGACUUUGCCAAACUCCCAGAAGUCGUCACGGACCCCAGAGACGUCGUGCCAGACUCCAAUGGCCAGUCCAACGUCAAGCGCCGCCGUUUCUUUGAAAUCACAUUGGAUACGCCUCUCAGCGUGCUGAAUCGGUUUUUUGAGUGGAACAGCGCUGCUAUUGUGACUGAUCGAGAUGACCAGGGCACCAUCAAACCUGUGGCUGUGGCCACCAAGGUUGAUCUUCUUACCUGGCUUUUGCACCAGAGCAAACAAUAG